Hemibagrus wyckioides is the source of this 2331-nucleotide messenger RNA. RefSeq lists its product as uncharacterized. The transcript has 10 exons. The coding region runs from base 171 to 2057 and encodes 628 amino acids. The record is from RefSeq and is a predicted model, not a curated record. Gene Ontology annotation, molecular function: signaling receptor activity. Lineage: Eukaryota; Metazoa; Chordata; Actinopteri; Siluriformes; Bagridae.
ACACACACACACACUCAUGCUAUCUACAUGAUAGUUGUAUAAUGUAGUGUAGACUUCAAGACUGCUGUAAUUUUAAAUUCUACCAGGUCUAUAGGAGAAUAUUUAUAUAUAGGAGAACACACUUGUAACCCAGGAUUACCUCAGAGAUCAGAACAGACAGGAGUUUAGAUAUGCGUAAUAUGCGUUCAAGAGAUGAUGGUUCACCAGAAUGCGAAUACGUAAAUUGGGAGAAACCCCGGAAUACCAGGAACGUAGACAAGCAGGAUCCUCAAUGCUCAGGAGGCGAUACAGCAUGGAGCAGAUGUUCCAGGUUGAUGGCAGUGUGUGCAGCGCUGCUGUGUGUUCUCCUGCUGAGCAUCGCUAUACUGCAAUCAAUAAAACUCAACAACAUGACCGAGGAAAGAGACCGGUUGCAGAUCAGUUAUGACAACAUGACCGGAGAAAGAGACCGGUUGCAGAUCAGUUAUGACAACAUGACCGGAGAAAGAGACCGGUUGCAGAUCAGUUAUGACAACAUGACCGGAGAAAGAGACCGGUUGCAGAUCAGUUAUGACAACAUGACCGGAGAAAGAGACCGGUUGCAGAUCAGUUAUGACAACAUGACCGGAGAAAGAGACCGGUUGCAGAUCAGUUAUGACAACAUGACCGGAGAAAGAGACCGGUUGCAGAUCAGUUAUGACAACAUGACCGGAGAAAGAGACCGGUUGCAGAUCAGUUAUGACAACAUGACCGGAGAAAGAGACCGGUUGCAGAUCAGUUAUGACAACAUGACCGGAGAAAGAGACCGGUUGCAGAUCAGUUAUGACAACAUGACCGGAGAAAGAGACCGGUUGCAGUUCAGUUAUGACAACAUGACCUCGGAGAGAGACCAGCUUCAUGCUGAGAGAGAUAAACUGCAGAAGAUGUUGAAUUAUGGCUUCCAGCAGUGUCUGAGAUAUUUCAUCACAAAGCGCAUGGACUGGAAUAAGACUAGACAGGAAUGCAGAUCGAAAGGAGCCGACCUUGUGAUCAUCAACAGCCGAGAAGAACAGGAGUUCCUCAGUCUGACAGUUCCCGGUGAGGCUUGGAUUGGUCUGAGUGACAGUGCUGAAGAAGGGAAGUGGAUGUGGGUGGACAAUACAAACAUGACCACAGGAUUCUGGUGGCAAGGAGAACCUAAUAACUACGAGCAAAAGGAGGACUGCGCUGCAACUGGCAGCAAAUUUACUCAAGAUAAAAUUACAGCAUGGGCUGAUUAUCCCUGUGAAAUGGAAUUGCGUGCUAUUUGUGAAAUGAAGAGGAUUACCUCAGAGAUCAGAACAGACAGGAGUUUAGAUAUGCGUAAUAUGCGUUCAAGAGAUGAUGGUUCAACAGAAUGCGAAUACGUAAAUUGGGAGAAACCCCGGAAUACCAGGAACGUAGACAAGCAGGAUCCUCAAUGCUCAGGAGGCGAUACAGCAUGGAGCAGAUGUUCCAGGUUGAUGGCAGUGUGUGCAGCGCUGCUGUGUGUUCUCCUGCUGAGCGUCGCUAUACUGCAAUCAAUAAAACUCAACAACAUGACCGAGGAAAGAGACCGGUUGCAGAUCAGUUAUGACAACAUGACCGGAGAAAGAGACCGGUUGCAGUUCAGUUAUGACAACAUGACCUCGGAGAGAGACCAGCUUCAUGCUGAGAGAGAUGAAUUUGAAAACAUGUUGAAUUAUACCAUCCAGCAGCGUCUGAGAUACUUCACCACAAAGCGCAUGGGCUGGAACGAGGCAAGACGGGAAUGCAGAUCAAGAGGAGCCGACCUUGUGAUCAUCAACAACCAAAAAGAACAGGAGAACCUCAGUAAGAUGUUUAUUGGUGAGGCUUGGAUUGGUCUCAGUGACAGUGCUGAAGAGGGGAAGUGGACGUGGGUGGAUGGUACAAAAAUAACCACAGGGUUCUGGUGGCAAGGAGAACCAAAUGACUACGAUAGAAGGGAGGACUGCGCUGCAACUGGCAGCAAAUAUGCUAAAGCUGAAGUUACGACAUGGGCUGAUUAUUCCUGUGAAACUGAAAUACAUGCAAUUUGUGAAAAGAAGGCAAAUGAUUAGAGCAGAAAUCUCUUUUAACUCAAAAAUACCUGUAUUUUGUUCAUCUGUUUCUUAUUCAUUUUAACCAAAAUCAGCUAGUAAAAACAUAAAAAGUAAAAAUGUUGCAGAGCAGUGAUGAUUUUUUUAAAGGAAAUAAUCUGAAAUCAAUAUAAUCAAAUACUGCAAACAAAAUGAAAGGAAAGGGAAAGAAAAGGGAGAUAAUGGCCUACCUACCAUUCUGGUCUACCUACCUAAUUUUGCUUGGUUUUCUCAAUAAAUGAUGAAUUGAUAUUAA